AUGACGACUGAGAAAUUCCAAGCUUGCUUGCACUCUAUAUCUAACUGCAUGCUAAUGAACAAACUCAAACUCAAUGAUGAUAAAUCUGAACUGUUAGUUUUAAGAGCAAGUCAUCGUCCUAGUCAUCAGUUAGGCUACCUUCUAAUGGGUGAUGAAUACAUCAAGCCAUCUUCUAAUGCUAAGAACAUUGGUGUUGUUCUUGACGAUACCAUGUCAAUGGACAGCCAAAUGAUGGCUGUAUGUAAGUUAUGUUUCUAUCACAUUAGAUGUGUUUCUCGUAUUAGGCGGUACUUGAGCCUUGAAGACACUAAACAACUUGUUCAGGCUUUUGUAAUUUCUAGGAUUGACUAUUGUAAUUCUCUGUUAUUUGGCUUGCCUAAUAAUCUUCUAGAUAGAUUGCAGCAUGUUCUUCAUUCUGCUGCUAGACUUAUUACUUUGACUAAAAAAUAUGAUCAUAUUACUCCAUCUUUACUUGAAUUACAUUGA
Molecule: messenger RNA, 486 nt
Organism: Actinia tenebrosa (Australian red waratah sea anemone)
Lineage: Eukaryota; Metazoa; Cnidaria; Anthozoa; Actiniaria; Actiniidae
Source: RefSeq, a predicted model, not a curated record